This is a messenger RNA of Prunus armeniaca (apricot), 837 nucleotides long. The record is from the annotation of a GenBank genome assembly. NCBI's taxonomy places the organism in Eukaryota, Viridiplantae, Streptophyta, Magnoliopsida, Rosales, Rosaceae.
AUGGCUGUGAUUUUAUCCAAGAAAGCUGAAUUUUGCUCAGAUUGUACGGUUGAGUUCUGGGUGUGUUGCGGUGUAGUUUAUGCUGCCGCUUGGAGGUUUCAAGUGCCCCUUCCUGAGAAUCCGCCAUGGUGGAAGGCAUUUGAUGCUGAGAAAUCAGGGAUUGACGAAGUUUGUAGGGUGCUGGCUCAUCUGUACAGCCUUCCUAAAGCAAAGUACGUACCAGUCUGUAAGGAUGGAGAUUCUUUUACAUUUUCUAACAAGUCAUGUAAUUCACAGCCUCGGCCAAUUCCAAAGGCUGCAGCAGAAGUCAAUCCUGAAUCUGGUGGAUCAAAGGGUGUGUUGGCCAAGCUAGCCAUUGAUAAGCUGAAGGACUCUAAAGAGAGUGAUGAAAGUAUGCCUAUCGAGGGAGAGGCAAUAGAAGAUUUCAGUAUCAAAUCCAAGUCUGAACGCAAAAUGGAAUCUAGUGGCAAUAAAAGCAGGGACAGGGACAGGGAGAGAGAUAAGGAGAGGGAAAGGGAGAGAGACAGAGACAGAGACAGAGACAGAGACAGGGAUAGAAUGAAAGUCCGGGGGGCAGGGAUUCUGACCGGGAAUGAGAUCGAGAAGAGGCUGAGAGGGACAGAACCAAGGACCGAGGUUAUCGUUCAAAGGAUAGAGCAAAAGAUUCAGGGGGCAUUUGGAGAAAUCAAGACAUCAGUCGUCCCGAGGUAUGCUUAUUCAAGAAUAAUCGCGACUAUCACAAUUCCUCCUACUCUUCACGGGAAAAGGAUCGCCAUAGACAUCAUUCUUACGCUUGAACUGAUCAUCAAGUUCAUGACAUCUCUCUUUUUCUCCUAA